Owenia fusiformis is the source of this 1964-nucleotide messenger RNA. NCBI's taxonomy places the organism in Eukaryota, Metazoa, Annelida, Polychaeta, Sabellida, Oweniidae. The record is from the annotation of a GenBank genome assembly.
UAGCUUUUGACUCUAUCUUUGUGAAAUCGUUUCAGCGUUUGUAGCUGAUAUACUUUAAUUCAAUAUCCACUCCGGGAAUUAGGCUAAUUUCAUUUUUUAUUCCAUUUAAACAGUAAUGCUAUUUUGAUUUUAUGAUAUUCGUGAAUAAUAGAUGGUUUGGAAAAGAGUACUUGGAAAAAUGACAAGAUUAACGCACGUUAUACUUCUACUCGGAUGUCUGAUUGUAGCUCUGCAUCUAUUACAGUAUGACAGAGACAAAGAAGUAAAGGAUAGCCUCGAAAAGCCUGAAAGUGAAUUGGAAGCAAAACGUUGGACCAAUAAAUACGAGAACAAGGAUCGGAUUGUCAUCGAGUCUGACAAUGAAAUGCUCUUAGAGAAUGAAUCAUUUGCUAAUGAUGCUGGACAUGUUGACGUUGAGGACAUUGAUCCAUAUGACCCCACAAAUUGUGUAAUACUCAUAUGGACAUUGUGGAACUUCAAUGAAUUUCCGCAAAUUGGUACGGAACUGUUCAAAGACUGCGAAGAAUCACGAUGCGAGGUAACUUUAAACAAGACGAGAAUAACAGAAGCCGAUGCGGUCUUAUUCUGGGGUCAAAGUUAUGAAUUUGUCAGCGGUAAGAUACCCAACUAUCAUGCCCCUUCACAGAUAUGGGUGUUUGUAUCGCGCGAGGCAAUGCUUAGGGGGUACUUUCAGUCGGCGAAUCUAGCAGCCACAAGGUUUGCCAUCAAUAGAACAAUGACUUAUAAACUAAAUUCAGACAUCCAGUGGCCAUAUGGGUAUGUCAAACCAAAACCUGAUCCAGCGCCACCUAUGUUGAGCCGAAAGCGGCAUUUAGUGGCAUGGUUAGUCAGCCAUUGCGGGGCAAACUCAAUGAGAAUGUCAUUCGUGAAAGAUUUACAAAGAUAUGUACCGGUACAUAUAUAUGGGCGGUGUGGCAAUUAUUCCUGUCCAAAAGACAGAGUUGACUGUCUCUCUUAUCUGAGUGAAAACUACAUGUUUUAUCUGGCAUUUGAAAACUCUGACUGCGUUGAUUACGUAACUGAAAAAGUAUGGGAUAACGCCUUGCUUCACAACAUGAUCCCUGUUGUUAGGGGAAAAAUGACGAACUUCAGUGCACAUCUUCCCCCAGGAUCCUUCGUCCAUGUAGAAGAAUUCGCAACUGCUGAAGUGCUUGGAAAAUAUCUCCGCAAGGUUGGGGCAGAUUUUAAUUUAUACACGCAGUACCAUAACUGGCGCUCGAGCUUUGACGUAUUUAAUGGUGGUCAGGACGUAUUCAGAUGUAACAUCUGUAGAGACAUUCACAAGUUCAGAGCUAGUGGGGAGAGAAAGACAGUCGAUCUAUGGGAGUUUAUCAACGCCAAGACCCAGUGUUUCACGUAUAGGAUUGACUUAGAGAAUCUUCCAAACGGGUUGCAUUAAUAAUAUGAAUCCAUAAAAUGUAUAUAGUUACAAUGUAGUGAAUCUAGAAAAUCACACGUAUCAAAAUAUACAUGUUAUCAUAGAUAUCUAUAAUAUUCACACAUCUGUGAGGACUUACCAUGAACUGUAACUAAACAUCGGAGAUAUAGUGGAUGUAGAAACAAUGUACGUGAACCUUUUAAUUUUGGAUAUUUCUAUGUUUAAUUUAUUAAUAUGUACAUUAUUUACAAUAAAAUUUGACAAAUACAAUAAUAGUAAAAACUUCUCAGAUUAUGCAUGUGGUGUAAUCUCACUUUAUUUCUUGUUGAGGUAUUUCACUUAAAGAGGCAACAAAGACUACUAGAGAGCAAAAAAUUGCUCAUAUCAGUCUUUGGCGUCACUUUAAACAUAUGCUAUGCUAUUCAUGAUCAGCACUUUUUGCUAAAACUGAUAAGAAACGUACUACAGAUAUUUGCUUAAGUUGCACUACAUCUCAUGCAAUAUACAUUGUGCAGUAACUACUAACUACCAUAUAUUGUGACCAUAGUAAAAUGAUGAGGAUACU